Messenger RNA from Mytilus trossulus (common blue mussel), 1785 nucleotides. RefSeq lists its product as uncharacterized. The record is from RefSeq and is a predicted model, not a curated record. NCBI's taxonomy places the organism in Eukaryota, Metazoa, Mollusca, Bivalvia, Mytilida, Mytilidae. The transcript is spliced from 4 exons. Bases 49 to 1785 code for a protein of 578 amino acids.
ACAAUACACACACGGUGUAGUAUAGGAAACACAAAUAUACGAAGAGAAAUGGCAGAACACCAAACAUCACACACAUUCAGAAUGUCAUCUCACCAAGCAAACACAUUUCUGGUGCAUUGUAGUAAAUUGAAAUGUAGUCAAGAAACAGUCAAUAGUUUGUUGAGAGAAUUAAAGAUAAGAGGUCUAGUUCCACAUGACAUCCUUACAAGCCUUUCUGACGAACUUCUUAAGAACAGUCUUGCGCAUGUUCCUGAAGAGGCGGCAAUAGUGUUUCACGUGUGCGACCAUUCAAAAAAGAAGAUUAGAGAAGUGGUCAAGGACCAUUUGCCGAGACGAAACUUUGCUAGGACUACCGUUAUUGGUAGAGGUGGAACAAUUGAUUUGAAAGAUUUUAAAGAAUUUACCUGCUUCCGUGUGUACAAUGAGCUUGAUGUUUAUAGAGUUGCAGAAUCUAUUGCAAAACUGUUUGGAAUAAAUAUUGAAAAUGACGAUGAUAACAAACUAAAUAACAUAAAUGACGUUGUGCCUGAACAUGCUGUUGAAACCACUACACACAGGUUCAAGGAUGUGCCAACGCGGAUAUGGACAGAUCAGAGACACCAUGAACAGCACACAAGAACAAAAUCUUUGGAGUACCGAAGACCAUCUGUAUCUGCUGGUCAAAUGAAAAGAGCUUCAGAGAUUCAAUACUCAAAUCAUGAUUGGACAGAGGACGACGAAAAUAGUACGGACGAUGAUGACACUAUACACCAAGGAGGUAUGAAUAGAUCAAGCCAUGAUGGUCAAGAACAUGCAGAAAGCAAGCCGCAGAUGAGAUGUAAACCAAAAAGAUCAUUUAAAACAGUGAAAAAGGACGAUGUCACACCUACCCUCAACAUAGACAGUUUUGUUGACCACUAUUUAAUGGACGACAAGGACGAACAUAUUGGAUCAUUCAUUAAACAAUCAUCAUCUCGCUCAUUUGUCAAAUGUGACCUGCCAAUGGAGAGAAAAUUAAGUCUUUAUAUGAAAAAUCCUAUGUUUGAGGAUUAUCAGAAGGACAUUACAACACGAAUAAUACCCAAACUUAGGAAAGAAUAUGAUAUCCGAAGUCUAUCCAGAUGGCUUAAUUUUGACAAUUAUAAAGUGAAAGAAAAAAUAUUAAGUGAAAUGGAAACGCUGUUAAUCAGUGCGCCUAUAAAUUCUUCCAGCAUUGGUGAUGUAGUGCAUAUAACAGACAACAUUCUGAUGUGCUGUUUCCGGAGAGUUGUCGAAGCUGAUGAUACCAUGUGUACAGCACUACGUGUAUUGACUUCAUGCUUAGGAAUUCUGUGGAUUUUAAAUUCAGAGACAUCCAAUACUACAUCAUAUAUUCAAGUUCAAAACAUUUCAUCGAGAGUACAUGGGGAUCUUAAUACAAUCAAACGAAAUGCCUACACAAUGGUGUCUGGUCAGAUCACCACGUUGUUAGAAUUAAUACAAUAUUUCACAGAACAUAGUUUUCAAAGGAAUUUCUUAGAUGAGAUUCUAACUGAAACAAACAAUGAAAAAGCGAUCAAAAGGUUUUCAGAAGUGGAUCAUCAAAACAAGUUCCUGUACAUAUUUGUACUUAUAAAUAUGAUGUUACAGCGGUCUUCAGAAAAAAUACCCGAGUUAUUGGUUGUGCUUCUGAAGUUGACCUUUGAUGUUAUGGUGAAGAAGCAGAAACAUAGACAAACACUGCAUCCACUACUGUAUGUUGUCAACAAAGGCAUAGUUCUAAGAUUGACAAAAGGUAAACACAUGGUUUUCGUUAUAUUCAAGUGA